Messenger RNA from Xyrichtys novacula (pearly razorfish), 1678 nucleotides. NCBI's taxonomy places the organism in Eukaryota, Metazoa, Chordata, Actinopteri, Labriformes, Labridae. The record is from the annotation of a GenBank genome assembly.
AGGGCUCAGCCCAUUCAGUUCGGGCUGGGAGAGGUGUUUGGGGAUUUUUGUUGCCUCUAAGUUCUUCUAAAAUCCACACUUACUCACAACACUCCUUUGGCUGUGCAUCUUUGUUCAAAACACCGCUCUUUCAGUCAGCAUGAGAUAUCCACUGGUGAUUCUGCUCUGUGUGGGACUGCUGCACCAGGCAGUCUGGGCCAUCCGCAUGGAUAAACUCGCAGACAACAAGACCUGUGGAGAUGCAGAAUGUUCAUGUAAGUCAGAGAAGCAUGACGCAAUGAAAGCAUUCAUGUACUAAAAUUAUUCUAUCAGUCUACUUUUCCAUUACAUACUUCAGUGUUUCAUCUACACUCCUCCUUUUUUCUGUGUGCUAUUAGAUGUUCUCUCCAUGGCCACAGUUUUGGAUGACUUCAUAGCUCCUGACUGCAGAUUCAUCAACCUCAGAAGGGGUCAGAUGGUCUAUGUGUAUUCUAAACUCACACCAGAGGAGGGCGCUGGAGUCUUCUGGUCAGGGAGUGUAUGUACAAAAAAAACAAAGGAUGUGUAACAACUGUGAUCAUCGAGCUUUCUGGUCUCCUUGAGCAAAAUGUCCCAAGAGGCAUUUGGUUAAAUAUUCAGUUUUAUUGUAUUGGAAAUGCGCAAGCAUUUAAAUGACGUCAAGCUGAGGGAAAAAAAUGUUAAACGCAAAGAGCAUAUUUAAUGUGAGCUUAUGUUAAUUUGUGACAAAGGUCAUGUUAUUUUCUCUGGCAGGUCUACAGUGAGCGCUACGUGGACCAGAUGGGAAUUAUUGGAUACUUCCCUGCAACUGUGGUGAAGGAGACACAGAAGUUUAUGGAAGACACAGUGAAGAUACCAACAACAGUGAGUUUUAAAACUCAGAUUUCUCUAUCCUUCAAAUGAAAAUAAUGUUAAGAAAAUGUCAUUUUUCUUUCUUCUUUUUUGACAGGACACAGACUUCUACUGUGAUUAGGGCACAACACAUGGAUGACUCCUCAUGCUUUUAAAGUCUUGCUUUUAGAUACUCUGGCAGUUUUUGAGGAGACUAUAUACCUGGAAAAUCUCAGCCUUAAACACCCUUGUUGCUGAGUUACUUCAUCCAUUUUGUACACAGUGAUGAUUAUUUGAAAAGAUAUAUACUUGCCUUUAAAAAUUCCAAUUUGAUAUCUCAGCUCGGCAUUUGCAAUUUUAAUAUCUCAACCAGUUUUGAAUUGUUAAAGCAGAAGAAAAACAAAGUGACUGUGAAGAUCAUCUUCAAGUGUGAGAUAAAACCAACCAUCGUACGAUUUCACCUUUUACAGAAUUCCUGUCUUUCCAAACUAUGUACAGUCAGACUAAAUCAAUAAAUAAAGGGAUUAAUUCCAACAAUGUAAAGCAGUAUUACUGGUAUCUUGAUUGGGGAAUCUGAUCAAUGCAAUGACAUGUACUUCAUGUACUGUAGAUUGCUCAUAUUAAUAAAUGCUUCACUGCUGCACCAGUGUGGUCUGAAACCAUAACUUAGCGGUAGAGGACAGAUUAAAAGUGCAUAUUUAGUGAAAUGAAGAGUUUAUUUUCAUUCUUUUUACAAACACAUUAGGAAAUGUGCAGGAGUGCAUGUAAAAACUGUCCAAUCAUUGUCAGUAUGGUGUGUAGAUUAUUGUGUACUCAGUAAAGUCGAGUGACACCUUGUUGGCCAAUCACA